AUGAGUUGCGGCGUUUCAAGCAGACCUACCAUGAGGCGCUGCUUCAUUUUGAUGCACAGGUUGGUUCACUGCAGCGGGUUGUGCAGGAGGCCGUGCGUGGGGCACACGAAGCCGCGCAGCGAAGUGCAGAGACUGUCGUGGAGCGACUCGAGGCGUGGCGCGCAGACACACUGCGUACGGGAAAUGAGGAGCCGCAAGCGGCGGAGGGCGAGAAAGAAGAGGCAAGGAGAGGAAAGGACGGAGGUGCGGAAGAGGAAGAGGCGUUGGCGCUUUCGCGGGGCUACGAGCAGGAGGCGGUGCGGCUUGUGA
This is a messenger RNA of Trypanosoma conorhini, 309 nucleotides long. RefSeq lists its product as uncharacterized. The transcript has a single exon. The record is from RefSeq and is a predicted model, not a curated record. Lineage: Eukaryota; Euglenozoa; Kinetoplastea; Trypanosomatida; Trypanosomatidae. The coding region runs from base 1 to 309 and encodes 102 amino acids.